Babjeviella inositovora NRRL Y-12698 is the source of this 3450-nucleotide messenger RNA. RefSeq names its product 6-phosphofructokinase subunit alpha (gene PFK1). Gene Ontology annotation, cellular component: 6-phosphofructokinase complex; cytoplasm; mitochondrion. The transcript has a single exon. NCBI's taxonomy places the organism in Eukaryota, Fungi, Ascomycota, Pichiomycetes, Serinales. Gene Ontology annotation, biological process: canonical glycolysis; fructose 1,6-bisphosphate metabolic process; fructose 6-phosphate metabolic process. The record is from RefSeq and is a predicted model, not a curated record. Gene Ontology annotation, molecular function: identical protein binding; monosaccharide binding; ATP binding. Bases 246 to 3158 code for a protein of 970 amino acids.
GUUCUUCCAACGAUCCCAAACCAAGUCUACUCAAUUGACCUGUUAUUUCAUUUUAUACCAUCGGUUAGUUGCCAAUUGCAAACCCUACAGUUGUGAACAUUGCUAGGAUAGCUUCUCAGAUAAAGUUAACGUCAAUUCUCAGGUCAUCAACUCUCAGGUCAAUUCUCAGGUCAGUUCUCAGGUCAAUUCUCAGGUCAAUUCUCAGUACAGGUUGAAUUUUCUCAUCAUCGCCUUUGAUUUCCACCAUGUCAUACAUCUCCGGCGUAGCAUUCACUUCGCUUGUAACCACCUCCCACGAGGCCUAUCUCGCGGCGAUCGCAUUUUAUACCGGUCUCGGCUUCACAAUCGUGCGCAACUACACCAAGACCGUUAACCUCCAAGAAGGUAGCUACAACUUGGCGGGUAUUUCCGCCGGAUCGCUCCGCGAGUGCUGGCUUGAGAGUUUCCCUCUCACGCCGCUCGGGGCCACGGGUGCAAAGAAGCCGGCGCAAGAGUGCACUUCUGUCCAAACAACCGACGAGACGGUGUUAAAGCUCCGUUUGGCGACGGACUCCACGGACCACGCAGUAUGCCAGUUACCAAACUCUGGUGCGGUCGUGUUUUUCUCCGCAAAUAUCGCAGAGCUCCGCCGCAAGCUCGCGGCAAUGGACAUCCCAACCAUCGAAGAACCAGCUGCCCAUGUGGACUUCUAUGUGCACGACCCGUUGGGCAACCGCAUCGGGUUCUCCUCUCAGCAGCGCCCAUUUCUUGCACCAUGCCUUUCCGCGGACCAGUACACGGAGGACUCCCCGGAAGCGGUUGCGGCACCACGGCGCGCGGCCUCCGGCAAGAAGAAGAUUGCCGUGAUGACAUCGGGCGGAGAUGCGCCCGGAAUGAACCCCGCGGUACGCGCGGUCGUGCGUGCGGGGAUCUAUGCGGGCUUUGACGUGUUUGCGAUCUACGAGGGUUACGAAGGGCUCGUCGGUGGCGGUGCGCAGAUCAAGCAAAUGGCGUGGGCAGACGUCCGCGGAUGGUUGUCUCUCGGUGGAACGUUGAUCGGAACAGCGCGGUGUGCUGCGUUCCGAGAGCGUGCGGGGCGGCUCCAGGCGUGCUACAAUUUGAUUGUACAGGGCAUUGAUGCGUUGGUUGUCUGUGGCGGUGACGGCUCUCUUACCGGCGCCGACACCUUCAGAUCUGACUGGCCAUCUCUCACGGCGGAGCUCGUGUCACUCGGAAGGCUCACCCCCGAACAGAUCGCACCAUACCCCGAGUUGACUGUCGUGGGGUUGGUCGGCUCUAUUGACAACGACAUGGCCACCACCGACACAACCAUCGGUGCGUACUCGUCGCUCGAACGCAUCUGCGAGAUGGUCGACUACAUCGACGCGACGGCAAACUCGCACUCGCGCGCAUUCGUGGUGGAGGUCAUGGGCCGCCACUGCGGUUGGUUGGCGCUCAUGGCAGGCUUGGCGACCGGUGCGGACUACAUCUUCAUCCCGGAGCGUCCUCCGAAAAAGGACGAGUGGGCCGCGGAAUUGCGUGCGGUCGCGCACCGCCACCGGGAGAAGGGCAAGCGCCGUACAACGGUGAUUGUGGCUGAAGGCGCCAUCGACGACGAGCUCAACCCCAUCACCAGCGAUGACGUGCAGGCAGUGCUCAGCGGCAUGGGUCUUGACUCGCGUAUCACUACGUUGGGUCACGUACAGCGCGGGGGUUCGGCCGUCGCGUACGAUCGUGCGCUCGCGACGCUCCAGGGCUGCGAGGCGGUGUACGCGAUUGCGGAAAUGGAGCCGGGCACGCCAUCGCCGAUGAUUGGUGUUCAGGGGAAUAAGAUUGUUCGCACACCGCUCGUGGAGGCAGUGAGAGUCACCCAGUCGGUGGCCAAGGCCAUUGAGGCCCGCGACUUUGACGCCGCCAUGGCGUUGCGUGACGCCGAGUUUAGUGACACGUACAAGAUGUUCAUAUCGACGUCGAUGUGCGACGACGGGCGCGACAUUCUUCCCGAAUCCGCGCGCUUAAACAUCGGGAUCAUCCAUGUGGGUGCACCCUCGUCGGGAUUGAACCCGGCCACGCGUGCGGCGGCGCUCUACUGCUUGUCCAAGGGCCAUAGUCUCUUUGCGAUUGAGAACGGGUUCACGGGGCUCAUCUCUGAGGGCCGACUCCGCAAGCUUGAGUGGUUGGACGUGGAGAACUGGCACAAUUUGGGGGGCUCUGAGAUUGGCACCAACCGAAGUCUCCCGUCGGAAAACUUUGGCCAGGUCGCGUACUGCUUGCAGAAGUUUGCGCUCGACGGGUUGAUUAUCGUGGGGGGGUUUGAAGCGUUUGUGGCGUUGCACGAGUUGGAGACCGCGCGUCCGAACUACCCCGUGUUCCGCAUCCCGCUUGUUUGUCUCCCCGCGACACUUUCAAACAAUGUUCCCGGGACGGAGUAUUCCUUGGGGUCCGACACCUGUUUGAACGUGUUGACCGGUUACUGCGACGCGAUCAAGCAAUCCGCGUCAGCGUCGCGGCGCCGGAUUUUCGUUGUGGAGGUGCAAGGGGGGAAUUCCGGAUACCUCGCAGCCUUCACAUCGCUCAUCACCGGCGCCCUUGCGACGUACGCGCCGGAGGAAAAGGUGACGUUGAGAAAGAUCCAGGAAGACAUUGCGCUUCUCCACGAAUCCUUCUCCAAGGAUGUUGGUGACAACCGUGGCGGCAAGUUGCUCAUCCGCAACGAAAAAGCGUCAAAGAUUUAUUCCACCGAGUUGAUUGCGGACAUUAUCAAGGAGAGUGGUAAAGGCCGAUUUGAGAGUAGAACCGCGAUCCCAGGGCACGUGCAACAGGGUCGCGCACCAUCGUCGUUGGACCGCACCUACGCCGCCAGGCUCGCCAUCAAGAGCUGCAUGUUCAUCGAGUACUUGGUGCGCGAGGGGCGCAGCUCGCGUGGUGAGCCAACCGUGCCGUACGACGAGUACUUUGUCAAGUCGGUAGAACGCCAUAUGUUGCCUGGUGGCAAGACCGCUGUCGUGAUUGGAGUUGAGGCGGCCGAGAUCAAGUUCCGUGACAUUUCGGACUUGUGGACGCACGAGGCAAAUGUGGAGUUGCGUAAGGGCCGUACCAUUCACUGGCAGCAUAUGAACGGUGUGACCGAUAUGUUGAAUGGCCGUGCGGUCAUGCGCGAACGCACGGGCUCGCAAUAAUAUGUCGAAAGGUAAGUUAUGAUGUGCCAUGUCGUAGGCUUGCAGAUUUUUCUGUCAAGUCCAUUCUGGGUAGGGGGGCAGGGAACAGCUAUGUAAUCUCUCUAUAAUAUUAUUUUUUGAACUAUUCUGCCGGAUGACGACUUUGAAUCCUUAGUUGUUGUCCACAGGACUAUUUCUCUGAGUAUUUACGUUUUAGAAACGAUUAUAUUGCGAUUCAAGUGAUGUACAUAGUGGAUACCAUUGACUAUGAGAAAAGUUUUUGUUCUAUGCAAUAGAUUUAAUCGAGGCGAUA